AUGUAUGUUCCUCAAGAAAGUUUGAGUUUAAGUGUUGAAGAAGCUAGUAAAGACAAGAAUUUGGUGAGGAGAUUGGAAGGUGUAACUGUUUACUGGAUUCGGCAAAUAAGAGCUGCACUGAGUGAUAAGGAAUGGCUUACUUAUGCAGAAGGAUUAUGCCCUUUUGAUGAAUAUGAGUUGUGGACAUACAGAUAUAAAAAUUUAGUUGGUUUAGAUGUUCAACUGCAAGACAAAUCAUUAAACCACAUAUGUGAUAUUUUGCUGAUGAAUCAAUCAACUUACAUAUGUCAGUUUCUUAGUCUUGCUGAAGAAAUUAAAGAAGAGAUACAUGAAGCAAAGUCAAACAUUGACUUCUUGCAGAUUUUAAAGGAUCCUUGUGAUGAACUGGAUAAAACUAUUUCACCUGCUGAUAUUCCUAAGAUUAUACCGACAUUAUUACAAAAUAUUAGAGUAAUUUGGAUAAACUCACCAUAUUAUAAUACAAGGGAAAAGUUGUCUGCACUUUGUCGAUUAAUUAGCAACCAAGUCAUCUUGCAGUGUACUAGGGCUGUGAAUCUUGAAUGUGUCUUUCAAGGAAAUACAAGGGCAGGCAUUAAGAUAUUUGAAAAUAUAACUGAAUGUUGUUUGAAAUACAGGCUUCAAUACAAUGAGAUUGCAGAAACCCACUCAAAGUCUUCGCAUAUUCCAUGGGAUAUAGAUAAUGGUCCCAUUUUUAACCAAAUAGAUUCAUUUGUACAGAGAUGCAAAGAUAUGAUUGAAAUAUGUGAAGCCAUGAUAAUUUUUGGCAGGAUGGAUGAAACAGAGAAUGUUUCAAAACCCCACUUUGGAGGAACAAGAAGAGAAGAUUUUGAAAAUAUAUGUGAGAAUGUAGAGAGGUCAUUUGCAGAAAAUUUGCAAGCUAUUAGAGAUGUCCAACAGAAUAUCUUAGAUGUGAAAGCUUCUUCAUGGUGUGAUGCUAUUAUAAAGUUCCGAGGCCAGAUGAAAGAUAUUGAGGUGAAACUGAAAAAUCUCAUGGUAUCUGUUUUUGAGCAAGUAGUGAACGUAGAGGAGGGAGUUCUUGCUCUGCAAGCAUUUUACCAUUAUUCUAAAAGAGAUGCUUUGCACCCUUUGUAUGUCUGCAAAACUGUUGCUGUGUAUAAGCUCUUUAGUGAAGAGAUUCAGUACACAAAGAAAGACUUGGUUAAAGAGAAAACUUCCUGUCCAGUAGGAUUACCUCCUUUUGCUGGUCGAGCUUUAAUGACACGCUUGAAGAAGAGACAUUUUAUGAGGUUAAUGAAGAUACUGGAUGAUGCUCAGUGGCUGCCUCCUUGUGGAAUGGAACAUGAAGUACAUACACAGUAUGAGAAACUCAUGGAGUCAAUGGAAAAUAUAGUGAGAGAUGUAUAUCAGAAAUGGAAUGAUAGUUUGGAUGGAAAUAUGGAUGCAAGACUAGACAGACCAUUGAUGGUUAAAAGCCAUAGAAGACCUGGACUUUUGAAACCUAAUCUUGACAGGGUUAUUCUAAAUGUGUGUUGUGAAGCAAGGGAAUGGGAGAGACUGAAAUUUGGAGUCCCAUCUGUUAUCCAAUCGGUAUAUAAGAAAUGGGAUAAAUUGAAAUUGCUGUAUGAGAGGGUUCUCACUGUUGUGUUGGAUUAUAACCACAUCAUAGAAGCAUUAUCAGAUGAAGAGACAGAAUUGUUCAGGGAGUUGAUCGAAGAAUGUGAUAAGAAAAUAAACUGUGCAUUGCUGGAACUUAAAUGGAAUACUGAUGUCUCAGAUGUGUAUAUAUAUGAAUUCUCUAUACGUACAUCUCAGUUACAAGACUUUGUGGAUGAUUUUAAGAAAUCUAAUCUGGAGAUUGUAAGCAUUUGUGAAGAAAUAUGUGACACAUCAUUCAUUCAUGUGGAUAAUAGUCAUGUAUAUGAAUUGAAGGAACUGGAUUACCAUUUGACUAAAUGCAGGGAGGAAGCUAUGACUAAGAUACUUGCUCACUACAAACAUAUCAUACAGUGUGUAAGAUCUGUGUAUGAAGGAUUUGAAGAGUAUAAACCACUGACAGGCCAACGCUGGGUUUCCUACAUUAAUAAAAUGGAUGCUGUUAUUGAGGAGGCUUUAAAACAGUGUGUAAGGGGGUCUCUUCAGAUCAUGUUGGAAGCUGUGCAUGGGGAUGGACUUGCAGGUCCAAGACAGAUGCUCAAAGUUUCUACCACAUUCAAGAACAAUACAAUCAUCUUAGAGCCAUCAUUGAAAAGUAUAGAAAGUUUCAUUAAACGUAUAUUUCCUGAUAUACUGAAUGAUAUUGCAUCUAUUCCAUGUCUGGUAGAAAAAUUUGCAUUAUCUGACAUGCAGACUUUCUGUGAAGCUGUUGAAAAAGAUGAGGAAUGUAAUCACCUACAGAAUUUAUUAGCCAAAGGUAAGGUUAACUGAGUUAUGUCCCUUUUAAUAGGUCUGAAGGCUCACCGUAGAGCACAAUUUUUUUGUACAGAUCCCCUAAAAGAGGGGUUCUCAACCCAUAGGUCAGAUUUUAUGCAGGCUGGAAUAAAGGAAGUCUGGCAAAUGAAGGUUACAGGUAACAUAAAAUAAACCAGGAGCUUGGGCUGGACUUGGUAAAAUUCUAUAGUUUCGGCCCCUGCUGUCCUCUCGGUGCGUUAUUCAAUUUAUUUGACCGAUCUAUUGAUCUUUGUUUUGUCAUGUUAUUUGAUAUUUUAUCCGUCAGAUGUCCGACUUUUGUGGAAAUUCUUUAGUAAAUA
Molecule: messenger RNA, 2729 nt
Organism: Zootermopsis nevadensis
Lineage: Eukaryota; Metazoa; Arthropoda; Insecta; Blattodea; Termopsidae
Source: RefSeq, a predicted model, not a curated record